Messenger RNA from Sinocyclocheilus anshuiensis, 2132 nucleotides. RefSeq lists its product as uncharacterized. The record is from RefSeq and is a predicted model, not a curated record. The coding region runs from base 1 to 2112 and encodes 703 amino acids. NCBI's taxonomy places the organism in Eukaryota, Metazoa, Chordata, Actinopteri, Cypriniformes, Cyprinidae. The transcript is spliced from 4 exons.
AUGUUGAGGGACAUCCACACACAUGCCAGUCUGAACAAGAGGCACAAAGCCUUGUACAUGACCAGCUACUACCAGGCCAAGUGCAGGUGUACAUUGACGGUUCUCGAUUCUGCCAAAAUGGUCACUUCUAUACUGGCUGUGCAGUGUGGACCCCUCAUCUUCCCAAUACAGAUUGCGGCUCAAGUUACGCCCAUCGGCCUCAAACAGUAUCAACAAGAUCUGUGGGUCUCUGAUGGAGAACUUGUGCCACACUUGAAACGUGAUCCGAUGGUUAACGACAGUCACUGCAAUUCCAUGGAGGCCAGAUGCCAGGGUGGUAUCUGGACCCACCUGCAUCGACUUGGGACAACGGGUCACACUCACACACACCCUAGGAUGCGGGAGAUGGGUAUGGAAUUUACUGAACUUCUUUUUAACCUAACAAAUCCUGUAUCUAAAAACAAUUUAAAAACAUUUGUUUGGACUGGACAAAAAGAAGGAACCUACUGUGUAGGAAAAUGUGAGGCAAAUAUGGACAAUUUUACUAACCCUCAUAAUUGUUCAUGGGCUUUACAUCAUUGCUUUAAUCUAACCACCUGUGGAUAUAGAAAGCCCACACAGUGUCCAAAAUUAUAUCCCACCCCUCCGGGUGGCCUUAUCAAAGGAAAUAUAAACAAGACUUUGCUUCAUGAUGUCAAUCUUGUGAUAACACAUGUGACGUAUAACAUUUCUAACAUUUUGUCUGCUUACGUAGAACAUUGUAACAGUAAGGAUGAAACCUAUACAUGGCUACAGUCACGCAUCGAUGAUAUAGUUUCCGAUUACAAAAACAGACUUGCAGUCCAAAUUCCACCUACUCGCACCAAACGAGACCUGUUUGGAAAUAUAGCAGGCCUUUUUGGGUCAAUUAAUUCUAUAUCCAACACUUACAAAAUAACAGGGCAAUCUCAAUUUUCAACAUGGUUGGCAAAUCAGGUGGCCACUGGUUUUCAACACAUCACCAAUAGUAAUGAAAAUAUUAUCAAAGCGGUCAGAUCUGAAGCACAUGCGCUUCUGACGACCAGUCAAACAAUUUUCAAUCAGACCCAUAUCAUCGAGCAUGACUUGGCCUGUAGAUUGUAUGCACAAGAUUUGUUUACUGCAGCAAGACAAGAGAUUUUAGAUCUUCGUCUUCACAAGACACCUAGACAUGUUUUAAAUGAUCUUAUUGAAAUUUUAGAUCUACAUAGAUGGCUUACAUCAGAAAAAAUUAAGAACAUUAACUAUUCUGAAUUGUUAACAACAUUAAUGAUGUAUACUGGAAAUGAAUGUACUGGAUGUAUUGGGUUUUUUGCCACUUUCCCUCUAAUUCACCCAGAUCAAGUUUUCCUAAAUUCCACUACCAUACGCUCUAUCGGCGUAGUAGUGAAGGAUCAGAUCAUAAAAUGGGACCAUCUUACGGGGUAUAUGACUUUGAAGGGCACUGAAACCUUGUUUACCACUCGCACCUGUUGUCAUGAAACAUCUAGUUACAUUAUUUGUACCUGCAACACUUUACAACCUUUUUCUCCCAACGAUUCUAAGCUCGUUAAUGUGCAGUCUUUGCAUGGCCAUUCUGAUGCUGUUCAAGUGUCUCACACCCAGUGGUGCGUCAUAAGUGAGAUGAAUUCCUUCACCUACGGAGGUCUGACCUGCCCUGCGAACCACACUUUCUGCUUGGAAGUGAAAGAGGACUUUUCAAUGGGUCAGAUAAACAUCCUGGGAAAGGUACCACUAGACGUAGAUGUUUCCCCAUGGUGGGAAGACACUUUUUAUGAGCGAAGCACACAAGCUUUGGUUAACACGAUGGACUUAGUUCAAGGGAUUAUUUUACAGACUGAAUAUCAUCUCAACCAAGCACAAGUGGAAGCAAAUCUGGCGGAAAAGACUGCAGAGAUCCUGUCCAGCUCCUCUACACGCUCAGCUUGGUAUACUUACACCUGGUGGGAUUGGAUGUUUCGCGGAUGCGCCAUCGCCAGUGUGCUCAUCUUCUUAUUCACUCUCAUCCAGUGCUGCUACUUCAGAUGUCUUCUCCGCGCAAUGCGCACUUCAACCAAUGUGGCCAUCACGCUCAGUCCACUAAGAGUACCAGCCCUACAGAAACUACAACCGUAAGCAAGCUACAAGAAAUCCAU